Molecule: messenger RNA, 1576 nt
Organism: Lactuca sativa (garden lettuce)
Lineage: Eukaryota; Viridiplantae; Streptophyta; Magnoliopsida; Asterales; Asteraceae
Gene: AT-HSFA5
Product: winged-helix DNA-binding transcription factor family protein
Biological process (GO): regulation of transcription by RNA polymerase II; cellular response to heat
Cellular component (GO): nucleus
Molecular function (GO): RNA polymerase II cis-regulatory region sequence-specific DNA binding; DNA-binding transcription factor activity
Source: RefSeq, a predicted model, not a curated record
UGUUCUUGUAAAGAGACUCCAAUUUAGGGGUUUUCCAAAAUCUUCAGCUGAUACGACCGGGAAUCUCCCAAAAUGGAAGGUAAUCAGGCGGUAUCCGGCGGCGGAGGUGGAGGAGGUGGAGGAGGACCAGCUCCCUUUCUUCUAAAGACGUACGAUAUGGUUGACGACUCCAUGACCGAUGAAAUAGUGUCGUGGAGCACAAACAGGAACAGUUUCGUUGUGUGGAACCCUCCUGAAUUUGCUCGCCUGUUGUUGCCAACUUAUUUCAAGCACAAUAACUUUUCCAGCUUCAUUAGACAGCUCAAUACAUAUGGUUUCAGGAAGAUCGAUCCUGAAAGAUGGGAAUUCGCAAACGAAGAAUUCGCUAAAGAUCAAAAACACCUUCUGAAGAACAUUCAUCGAAGAAAACCAAUUCACAGCCACAGUAAUCCACAAUCUUCAACCAUCGAUCCCGAAAGAGCAGCUUUUGAAGAAGAAAUCGAUAAACUCACACGUGAAAAAACUUCACUCGAAAAAAACAUCACGAGAUUCAAACAACAACAACCAGUUUCAAAGCUCCAAGUCGAAGACCUCACUCACCGAGUCAACACCAUCGAAGAACGCCAAGACACACUCCUAACAUUCCUCAAAAAAGCCGCUCAAAAUCCCGAUUUUGUCGAACACCUUGCUCAAAAGCUCGAAUCAAUGGAUUUUUCAGCCGAUAACAAAAAAAGAAGAUUUUUCCCCGAAGAUAAUAAUAAUACUAAUACCAAUAGUCUCCCUCAGAGCCCAUCUAGACCAGAUUUCGGAAACAUUUUUCAUCGUGAUUUUUCAAAUAAGCUUCGAUUAGAGUUAUCGCCAGCUGUUUCUGACAUAAACUUUGUAUCAAACAGCACUCAAAGCUCAAACGAAGAUAAUGGAACUGGAAGCCCUCAAAUCAUAGUAUCUGAAAGGACACAUGGCAGCCUUCCAUUUAAUCAAGAAACCCAAGAACUUUCAGAUAGCUGCACUUCAUUUGGCUUCAACAUGGAUUCUUCUUUCAUAAACAAAACAUGUUUAGAUUCCAAUAAAGACACCACCAAAGGCCACGAUUCAUGUCAACUGAAUCUAACUUUAGCAUCUUGUGUUUCACAAAUCGACACGUGUCAGGAUACCGACACAAUGCCACAGUCAUUUGAGGAGAUCGGAAAGCCGCCGGAGUGGGCGGCGGCAGCCGCCAGAGUCCCGGAAAAGAACACAACUCCGGCGGCUCCGGUGGCACCUGCAGCUGCUCAGACGAGGGUUAAUGAUGUUUUCUGGGAGCAGUUUUUGACUGAAAGACCGGGUUCUUUGGAUGUUGAGGAAGCGAGUUCGAAUCUGAGGGCAAAUUCGUCAUUUGAGAAUUCGAGGAAUUUGCAGAAUCUGACUCUUUGAGGAAGAAGCUACUUAUGUAUCUCCAGGUUCUUUUCUCUGUUUGUAUAACUCUUAUAUAUUAGUCAACUUUAAUUUAAUGUACAUUAUUUAUGUGUUUACUAAUUUAUAUGUUUAGUUUGAACUUUGAAUUGAAUAAGAUGAUGUGAAAAAAUUCGUUAUCCUUUGAUUAGGGAUAUUUAAGGUA